Molecule: messenger RNA, 1536 nt
Organism: Meriones unguiculatus (Mongolian gerbil)
Lineage: Eukaryota; Metazoa; Chordata; Mammalia; Rodentia; Muridae
Product: mas-related G-protein coupled receptor member X2
Exons: 2
Coding region: 328-1536 (402 amino acids)
Biological process (GO): G protein-coupled receptor signaling pathway
Cellular component (GO): membrane
Molecular function (GO): G protein-coupled receptor activity
Source: RefSeq, a predicted model, not a curated record
GUGGGAUUUCUCCUUUAUAAAAUGUCCCUCAGUAGUCCUGAGAGAUGGCUCAGUAGUUAAAGCAUUUAUCCUGCAAUUGUGAAGAUCUGGGUUCAAAUUCCCAUUACACUGAUGCUGGUUUGUGGCUUGCCUGCAAUCCCAGUACUUGGGAGUCUCUGAGGAAAGAUGGUUACCCAGACUAGCUUAAUAAGUAGGAUCUUGUUUCAACUGCAACUAACAGAGAAGGAAAGGCAGAGUAGUUAUCAUAGCCAGAGGGUGAGAGAGAAAAAAACAUGCCGGCUGUCAAGGAUAGUCUUGUGAAGAGCAUGACUCAAAGCGGUGACACUCAUGCCAGCAGAUCCAAGUACAGGAAACCGCAGGUCUUUAUGCCAUUCUGAUGAGCCUUCACCAGUGACAAAUCAGUCUUCACACUACAGAUGUGUUUCAUAUGGACAGCGGAUUCAGAGGAGUCUUCACUUUGCCACAGACCAGUCUCCCACAAGAAAAAUGGAGGAAAGGGACACUAGUGGAGAGCUCCUAAGGGUGGAUUCAAAUGUCUCAGACUGGAGGACUAACAUCAUAGCAGUGAAUGGAAGCAACCACACUGGAAUUUCAUUUUCUGAGAUCACAUAUUGUACCAUGAUUUUUCUUUCCCUCGUCUGUUCCCUAUUUGGGCUGGUUGGAAAUGCCGUAGUGCUAUGGCUCCUGGGUUUCCACGUGCGCAAGAAUGUCUUUUCUGUCUACAUCCUCAACCUGGCUGCUGCUGACUUUCUCUUCAUGUGUUUUCAGACUGUAUGUUGUCUUCAGUUUAUUUUGGAAAUAUUCUACCCCAGCCACAACACUUAUGUUUUUCUUGUAGGGUUAAACUUUGCUUAUCUUUGUAGCCUGAGUAUUCUCAGCGUCAUUAGCAUUGAACGUUGCCUAUCUGUCCUGUGGCCUAUCUGGUAUCGCUGCCAACGUCCAAGACACACAUCAGCUGUCAUCUGUACCCUGCUUUGGGUGUUGUCUCUGCUGUUGAGCCUCCUAGAAGGAAAGGAAUGUGGACUCCUAUUUAAUAUUGUUAGCGCUGGUUGGUGUCAUAUACUUGAUUUCAUUGCUACUGCAUGGUUAAUUGCUUUAUUUGUGGUUUUCUUGGGGUCUAGUCUGACCUUAGUGGUUACUGUAUUUUGGGGCUCACACAGGAUUCCUGUGACUAGGCUAUAUGUGGUCAUUGUGUCCACAGUGCUGGUCUUCCUACUAUUUGGGCUGCCCUAUGGAAUCUACUGGUUCCUUUUAACAUGGCUUGACACUUGUGAUAAUGGUGAGACUUGUAAGUUUUUUGCAGUGACAAUAUUUCUGUCCUGUGUUAACAGCUGUGCCAACCCCAUCAUUUACUUCCUCAUUGGCUCUAUUAGGUACCGCAUGCACCAGCGCAAGUCCCUCAAGCUGCUUCUGCAGAGGGCCAUGCAGGACACUCCUGAGGAGGAAGAAGGUGGAGAGAGGGGUCCUUCAGGAAGAUCUAGAGAAAUGACAAUGGUCUGGCAGGGACUGAGGGCUGCUUUGAUCAAGCAGAAAUAG